AUGAAACCAUCUAAACUGCAAGAUCAUCUGAGAAGAUGCCACCCUGAUAAAACAGAGAAAGAUUUGAAAUACCUUCAAACACUCAAAGAUAAAUUUCAGAAGAGACCUACACUGCAUAGAAUGUUCGCUUCGGCGUCACAAAGAAAUGAUGAUGGUUUGCGGGCGUCUUACAAUAUGUCGUUACUUAUAGCAAAAUCUGGAAAACCGCAUACUAUCGGAGAGAAGUUAAUUUUGCCAGCCGUUGAAGAGGUUUUAAAAACUGUUUUACACAAACCUGCAUCUGAUAUCAUUAAAAGAAUUCCCUUAAGCAACAAUACUGUUGAAAGACGUAGUGAUGAAAUGAGUUCUGAUAUUGAAGGCUUCUUAUGUAAAUAUUUGCAAACGACCCAUUUCUCUAUACAACUGGACGAGUCAACUUUACCUGAUAAUGCAGCAUUAUUAUUGGCAUAUGUUCGUUUUAUUAUGAAUCAAGAAAUCUACGAAGAACUGCUCUUCGCAAGAACUUUGAUAACCGACACUAAAGGACUACUUCAUUGCAAAGCAAUUCCAUUAUCAAAUAUAAUAUCAGUAGCUACAGAUGGAGCACUUGCCGUGGUUGGACGUUAUCGUGGAUUUAUAAGCUAUUUAAAACAAAAUAUGUCAGGGGUGUUAGCAAUACAUUGCGUCAUCCAUCGACAACAUUUAGUUGCUAAAAAUUUGAGUGUUAGAUUGCAUGAAUCACUUCAUUUAGUCAUUGAUGCAAUAAACCGAAUCCGAAGCAACGCGUUGAAUACGCGGUUAUUUGCACAGUUGUGUGAAGAAAAUUACGAACACUUUCAUCAAUUACUCCCUCACACUGAAGUACGCUGGCUGUCGAAAGGCUUAUGUUUGACAAGAUUUUUUGCACUUUUUGAGACUAUUUUAGAAUUUCUGGAUACUAAAGAUAAAAUUUUGAAUGAAAAUUUAAUGAAGAGGAAAACAGACAUCGCCUAUUUAACAGAUUUGUUUACAAAAUUUAAUAUGGUUAAUUUGCAAUUACAAGGCGACAGUUUAAAUUUGAUAAAAACAAAGUCCAACUUAUCAGCGUUUCUUGCCAGAGUUAAACUAAUGAAGCAAAAUAUUGGACGGGGCGAAUUUUCUCAGUUCCCCAAUUUGUCACAGACAAGCUGCCAGGAAGACGACGUUUCAACUUACGUUCAACAUUUAAAUGCCCUCUAUUCAGAUUUUGAUUCUAGGUUUGAGGAUAUUUUGACUAUGGUAAUACCACCGUGGAUAAUUAAUCCAUAUGGUGACAUAGAAGAAAUGAAUGUCAUAAUACAAGAGGAACUGAUUGAACUAAGUACAAACGAAGAACUUAAGGUUCAGUUUAAAAACGGAUAUCAGCAAUUCUGGCUGCAAAACAACAUAUCCGUUACUUAUCCCGUAUUAUGGAAUAUAGCGAGGAAAUUUUUAAUUUCCUUUCCAUCGUCAUACCUAGUGGAAAGGGGGUUCAGCGCUGUUACGAAUCUCCUAACGAAGAAAAGAAACAGACUGGACAUCAUUAGCCGAGGAGAUUUAAGAUUAACCCUUACAAAAUUGACGCCAAAUGUUGAUAAUUUAUUAUUAAAGCAUCAGGUUCAUCCUUCUCACUAA
Messenger RNA from Acanthoscelides obtectus, 1611 nucleotides. Lineage: Eukaryota; Metazoa; Arthropoda; Insecta; Coleoptera; Chrysomelidae. The record is from the annotation of a GenBank genome assembly.